GUUCCUGUGAUUACAACUGUUGGUAUAAUGGCAACUGUUGCUUUGAUUUCUGCGACCACUGCUCUUACAUGGGUAAUGGAUACUGUUAUACCACUACAUCUAGCCCUAAUUGUGGAGGGUACCUGGAUGCUCCAAAUGGGACAAUCAGUAGUCCCAAUUAUCCAUUCAACUAUCCAAACAAUGCAGCAUGUAUUUGGUACAUAAGGAGGUACAUAAACCAAAGAAUACAGCUGGUAUUCACUGACAUACAGUUGGAAGUUACUUCAAGUUGCUCAUUUGAUUAUAUUGAAAUUUUUGAUGGAUCAUCUACACAUAGUGAUUUGCUUUCAAAAAUUUGUCAAGGAUCAAAUCUGAGAUUUGCAUCAUCAUCCAAUAGUAUGACAAUUUAUUUUAGAACUGACUCCAGUGUUACUAGAAGUGGGUUUUCAGCAUACUAUUACACUGUACCAGACAGCGAUGAUGGAUCAUGUGGAGGCUAUCUUGAAGCUGCAUAUGGGUCUUUUACAAGUCCCAAUUACCCAUACUUUUACGAAAAUAAUGAACAAUGCAUUUGGUAUAUAAGAGGGGAUAGCGACCAAAGAAUAAAGCUGAAAUUCACCUAUGUUGACCUGGAAGUUUCAUCAACUUGCUCAUACGAUUAUAUUGCAAUAUAUGAUGGACCAUCAACAAAUUCCGUUUUGCUUUCAAAAUUCUGCAGUGGGUCAGAUAAGACAUUUACAUCCACAUCCAACAGUAUGACAGUUUAUUUUAGAACUGAUUCCAGUGUUACUAGACGUGGGUUUUCAGCAAGCUACUACGUUCUACCAAAUGAUGGGGAUUUGUUAACUUGUUCAUCAGAUUAUAUGGAAGCAAAAAUUAGUAGGUCUUACCUCAACCUCCUGGGUUUCAAUGAACAUAAUCUUUAUCUGAAUGAUCAAAACUGCAGACCGAUAAUAACAGCCAGUGAUGUGAUCUUCAAAAUACCACUUGAUAGAUGUGGUACAGGAUGGCAGGAAAACAAUGGCAGUAUCACAUAUUUCAACACCAUCCGAUCUUCACCAUCUGACUCAGUUAUAACUCGUGAAACAAACCUUCAGUUCAAUAUUGGAUGUGAAAUGCAACAAGAUACAAUGUCUAAAAUAAUGUAUGUGACUAAUGAAAACACAACUGGUGACAUCAUGGAUAAUAUCACAGAAUAUGGCAUGUUUAACAUCAGCAUGAGAUUCUAUGAGUCUUCGUCAUUUAUGAGGCCAGUGCUAGAAUCACCUUACUAUGUGGAUCUCAGGCAGAACCUGUAUGUGCAGGUUGACCUCCACAGUUUAGACCAGUACCUUGUUGUAUUUGUGGACACCUGCACUGCAUCACCGUAUAACUUUGACUGGACUUCAAAGGCCUAUGAUCUAAUAAAAAAUGGGUGUGUUAAGGAUGGGACUUAUGGGAAUUAUCCUUCACCAACUAAUAACGUUGCGCGAUUCAAGUUCAGUGCCUUUAAAUUCCUCAACCUUCAUCCUUCAGUCUACCUGCAGUGUAAAGUUGUGGUCUGUAAAGCUUAUGAUUAUUCCUCUCGGUGUUACCGUGGAUGCAUGCCUCGACAAAAAAGGGCCCUAAGUUCCUCAAAGGGGAGCACUGAUGUUCUAAUAGGACCUAUUGAACUGAAAAAAGAUCUAAAACAUUAUAAAGCGGAAGGAUUUGAAGAAGUAAAUGAAGCUGUGGAGACAAGUACCGAAUCGAGUUUGCCAUUUGUUCUGUCUUUGAUAGCUCUGGUUGUAGCUGUUUCAGUUUUGGUUGUCACUGUUCUAAAAUACAAGAAGCAACAAAGGCACUAUGGUUGUGAGUAGCUGGGAGACAAUGUUCUAAGCAUAGCCACUCACCAAAUGGAAAAGUACAUGCAAUUCAGCUCCGAAAGGAUCCUAUCAAUCAAUAAUCACAAUGAACGAGUUAAAUGUUGCUUCCCAUUCCACCUUGGACUUAUUGCAUGGAUGAAAUUCAAGAGCUCAUUAAAUGAAGGAAUUAAUUUGAAUGCAGUAGUUGAAUUUAUUUGUUCAAUUGUUUCUGUUAUCUUCAGAUAUUUUGCAAAAGAAAUGUGUUGCCUAU
Molecule: messenger RNA, 2073 nt
Organism: Chiloscyllium plagiosum (whitespotted bambooshark)
Lineage: Eukaryota; Metazoa; Chordata; Chondrichthyes; Orectolobiformes; Hemiscylliidae
Product: CUB and zona pellucida-like domain-containing protein 1
Source: RefSeq, a predicted model, not a curated record